This is a messenger RNA of Pleurotus ostreatus (oyster mushroom), 663 nucleotides long. RefSeq lists its product as uncharacterized. Gene Ontology annotation, biological process: transcription by RNA polymerase III. Bases 1 to 663 code for a protein of 220 amino acids. The transcript is spliced from 3 exons. NCBI's taxonomy places the organism in Eukaryota, Fungi, Basidiomycota, Agaricomycetes, Agaricales, Pleurotaceae. The record is from RefSeq and is a predicted model, not a curated record. Gene Ontology annotation, cellular component: transcription factor TFIIIC complex.
AUGCCUUCUGCGAGUUCACUCAGCGGCUACAAGCACGUCGAUGCAUUUGGAGACGAAGAGGAAUACGAGGAAUACAACGAAGAAGUUUCCUACAUUACCUUGGACCUUGGAGUUAUCGAGCCAACUCUUGUGCCAAGCUCAGCGGAAUACAGAUUGAUUGGUCUCGAUACACCAACACCAUUCCUGCAGUUAUCUGGUACAAUAUUUAAGGGCCAACAUGACUUGCUACUCGGGACGGAACUGUUGUUCAUGGAAGAGAAAGACGCGUCCGGGCGAGCUCUUCAUCAUGUCGGAUCGACAGAGCAGCGCAUCCGCUUCAAAGAAGUUCAACUGCAGCGUAAAAGCACGGUAGAUGAUGCACAGCCUGAACAGACCCAAGAUAAAGGCAAAGGCAAAGAAAAGGCUUCGACGAGCACUCUGCCUUCCUUUCUGAGUGGUUCUGAUAAUGUGGAUCUGGUGGACCGGAUCGCGGGAAGUGACGUUCGUCUUGGAGACGAAUCUUUUGAAGCUGCCGAUCCUGACGAUGGUCCAAAAAGGGCUCGGAGAAAAGGAAAGAAGAAAGACUCUGAAUCCGAACAAGUUGGUAGGAGAAGAUCUACGAGAAAGAAACCCGGCGAAGACCAGCCAGCCAUGGAUGGCAACGAGGAGAUGGAUGUUAGUUGA